Molecule: messenger RNA, 11486 nt
Organism: Harmonia axyridis
Lineage: Eukaryota; Metazoa; Arthropoda; Insecta; Coleoptera; Coccinellidae
Gene: bchs
Product: WD repeat and FYVE domain-containing protein 3
Exons: 36
Coding region: 309-10559 (3416 amino acids)
Molecular function (GO): protein binding; metal ion binding
Source: RefSeq, a predicted model, not a curated record
UUAUCGCGUAUUUCUUGGAAAAUUGGUGCCGGUGCUGAAUUUCCAUUUUACAAGAAAUCCUAUGUCUACGACUCUGGUGCCACUUGUUUCUAUUUCUACUGACCGAUAUAUUUGGGCUUGCGCCUUUCAGAACACACUGCUUCAGGCUCGUCCUUAGUCGGUAUAGGAAAAACUUGGAUCUUUUCCGUGGAAAGAAAAAUGAAAACGAUUACUGGGUUAUUUGAAACUAAUGAGCCGCUCUAAUCGUGCUAAUUUAAAGUUGUAUAGAGGUUUCAAUUGGAACAAUGUACACCUGAACUGAUCGCAUAAUGAAUAUUAUGCGAAAAUUGAGGGGUGGGGUUUCCAAUGUGUCACCCACCCCUACAGGAAAUCUAGAUGAUACAGCCUCAUCAUCUCCACAUACUCAGUUAGGCCUGAUGCACUUAAAGAAGCUCUUUUCCGAAUACACACAUCCGAACCAUCCACUUUCCGAAAAAGAGAAAGAUGACAAACUUUAUAACAUGCUACCCUUAUUCUGCAAAGUUUUUGGUGCAAACCCUUCAUCAGAUAUGAAUGAAAAAUUUUGGGAUAUCCUGGCUUUCUGUCACCAGGUAUCCUUGUUGAUGGUGAAUGAAAUUAGGAAAAGAGCUUCAAAUCAAAGCACAGAAGCAGCUAGUUGUGCUAUUGCAAAAUUUUUGGAAAUUGAAAAUUGUGAAGAAUCAAGUAACGGAUGGAUGUUGUUAUCUACUUUGAAUUUGUUGGCGUCUGGAGAUACUACUCUUGUACAGGUUAUGUCUGAGGUAUCGGUACCCUCAACCUUGGUCAAAUGUUUGUAUCUGUUUUUUGAUCUACCAGAAAUGGAUGAAAAGGAAGCCAACACAAAGGAGACGAAUAGUGAUUUCACUCCUAGAGAAAGGAGGAUAUUACUCCAAAAGAUUUUUGUCCAGCUGUUAGUUAGGUUAUGUAGCCAUAGAAUACCUGCAGAAGAAUUAGCUAGAAAAGACGAUUUAACUUUAUUAUUUUCUGCAAUCACAUCUUGGUGUCCAUCUUAUAAUAUGAUGUGGAGAAAAAGUGCAGCAGAAGUCCUCAUGACUCUAUCUCGUCAUGGUCUUACUCCUCCAGUCGUUGGAUAUAUUCACUCAAAGGGCUGUGUGGCAUUAUGUAUCGACAAUAUGAAACGUGUACCUGAGUUAGCCCCAUUAGAAAUUGUCGAAAUGUUUGUUACCAUCUUCUGUUUCCUGAAGGAUUCUUGCGAUGUUUCAUCAGUGUUAUUGGAUGAUUUUCGGCAAGCACAAGGAUAUCCAUUCCUUUCUGAUUUUCUUCUGAAGUUGGAAAAUGAAAAGUUGCAAGAAGCAACAGAAUCUAUAAGAAACUUGGUUUUGAUGGUAACGUCACUCUGUAUGUGUGGUUAUAUUGAGUUGAAACCAUCUCAGGCUUCGACGGGUUCCUUAUUUCAAAUGCAGGGUUUUGUGUUACCUCAACCUUCUGGACAGGGGGCCAGUGUUAGAAAUAUUCAAGCUUUUCAUGUUCUUCAAAGCACCUUUAUCAGAUCGAGUUCGAUCGUAGCUCUAUCCACCAUCUUAGAUGCCAUAUCCAGUAUUUAUCACUCAGACAACGCAAAUUACUUCAUACUAGAAAACCAAAAUACUCUCAGUCAAUUCACCGAAAAAAUCCACAGCAAACCGACAGAAAUACAGGAGAAAUUGUUCAAAAUGAUCGAGUUCCUGGUGUUCAAUUUAAACUUUGUACCCUGUAAAGAGCUCAUCUCGAUGUCGAUCUUCCUGAAAACCCACAGUAUUAACCAUCCCGAAUGCAGUAUAUUGUGUCUUCAGACCCUCUUGAACAUUUUGAAAUAUAACGUCAUGUUCAAGGAUGUAUACAGGGAGGUCGGCAUGUUGGAGGUGUUUGUGACUUGCUUGAGGAGGUACGCAAACUUUUUAGAUGAGAAGAAGACGGCAAGAGAGAAUAAAGCAGAGUAUGAUAUUCCGAGGGAGCAGGAAAAAUUGGGAAACUUGGUGGUGGAGGCCUUGACCUCACUUUUGAGCGGGAACUCCUCCAAUGCGACUGUUUUAAGGGAAUGUGGUGGUUCGAAAAUUGUUCACAGUUUGGUCCAGUAUCCGGAGUGUAAAUAUCAGGCUCUAGGAAUCAUAAAGGAACUAGUUUUAACCACAGGCGGUGAAGAGGAUAUGACUCAGAUCCUUCAAACCCUCCAAUCGGCUCCUUCCAGUGCCAUACAAUUGAAGACAGACAUUCUCGAAGCACUUAGGUUAUGUCUGAAAGAAUCUCACCGUACCCGAACAGUUUUCAGAAAGGUUGACGGUUUCAUAUACGUAUCACAAGUUCUACUCACCCUAAAAGGAAAGUUCACCAAGAACGAAGAGUACAAACAGGAGUACCUCCAUCUUCUGUACCUGAUAUUCCAAACAAUGAAUAUUGCGAUGAGGUUCGAACCAGCAAACGCAAAAUUUUUUCACGACGAACUGUGCAGAUCCUGCCUGUGCGACCUGCUGAGGUGCCUGGGUUGCUUCUCAACGACCAAUGUGGCCAGCGUUAGAGAAGUGACCAUGCAGCUUACCUCUUUGGCUUCCCAGGAUAGAUUCUACAAUAUUUUUAUCGGCAGUGUAGUACAUCCAAAUAUUCCGGAAGACAUUCCAGCUCAUCUGUUUUAUUCUACGAUCAUCUACAGGCUUCUUUACGAUCUUGCUUUGGACCUGUAUGAUAAACCCAACUCCGGGGUGCUUAGUAUUAAAUCGCCUUCUUUAUCGAGACAAUCUUCAUGCGAACCUCAAGCUAACAACAGCAAUAUCAAUAAGAGGAGUAACAUAUCAUCUUUGAACUUGAAUCCUCCAGUGCCUGAUCCUAUUAUUGUUCAUCCAGGUGUGGUUGUUGUAAUGCUGCAUCUGUUGCCCUGUAUUGAGGACGAAGAAACCGAGAUUGGCCUGAGCCUGCAACUCCUCCUAGCAGAAAUCAUAAAAUCUCUAGUCAGAAGCGAAAAGAACCAGCAGGUCAUGUGCGAUAAGGGACUGGUCAGCCAGAUAAUAUCCCUGGCCGCGGUGGCCCUGCAGGACGAGAACCACCCCCUUCACGCCCCCAUCCAGUACAUCCUGGAGCGGCUGGCCGCCCAGGCGAUGGAACCGAUCAACCUGAGGCAGUUCCUUAGGCUGGGCAACCCGCUGAACUGCCUGCCAUUGGAGCAGAGGGAGGUGGUGGGCGGUCCCGUUCCCUUGACGCGCAUUAAAACGUUGGUUUCCAUGACGACUCCGAAGGACUUCAGGGCGCAGUCGUCGUACUCCCUACCGCCGUUCGUGGAGUUUGACAUGUCCGCAGAGGGGUUUGGCUGUCUCUAUUUACCCAGCAUUGCGCCCCAGUCACCAGCGGCGUCCAGCGUCGUUUCCAACGCCGAUACCACGGUUUUGGGAGGGAUAGGAGCAGGUGACAGGAUUUUUCCACCUCAAACUGGUCUAAGCUAUUCUACUUGGAUAUGCGUGGACAAAUUCUCCGAUUCGAGGACAGACGCCCAUUGUGUUCGUCUGUUAACACUUGUAAGAACGUUCAACGGUACCAGGGAUGAUCACUUGGUUUGCCUGUCGAUAGUCCUAUCGGCUAGAGAUAAAGCAAUAAUCGUUUCGACUAGAGAGACUCACAUACCUAGUGGACAGGUUGGCGAAUGGGAACCUGAAGGAUCUGGCGAAAAUGGGGCCCGCGUUUGGUGCCCCGACAUACUCCAGGAGGGACAGUGGCAUCACAUCGUCGUCGUCUUAAACAGGGCAGUCCUGAAAAAUUCUUCCUUCUCCUUAUACCUGGAUGGACACCAACUUCACUCCCAAAAGAUGCAUUACAUCUCCCAAGUUCCCGGAGGGGGUUCUUCCAACUUAUCGGUUCCUUCAUCGGUCUAUGGUUAUAUCGGAACCCCACCGGCAUGGAGGAAGUACUCGAAGUUGUGUUGGAAACAAGGACCCUGUCACCUGUUCGAAGAAGUAUUAACACCCAUGACCGUAACUCAGAUGUACCAGCUGGGUCCCCACUACAUGGGAUCCUUCCUGGCUCCUAACCUCAACAACACCGACAACGUCCAGUUGGUGUCCGAGGAGAAGGUGACCUUCGGUUUGAACGCCAAGGCGGUAUCCUCCCUGACCUUGAACAAGAUAAGGAAAGUGUACAGUCGCACCGACAACAAGUCGAUAGCCAAGCAGCUGGGGAUGUCGAGCCACGAAAGCGCGACACCUAUACGCAUCCUGCACAACUCUGCGGGACAUCUGGGCGGGUCGGCGCGCACUUUAGGGGGCGUGGUCAUUGGAUAUUUGGGCGUGAGGGUGUUCUGUCCACGCCCCGUUGCAGUUACAAUUGACGCUGUUGGCGGUUGCGCAGUCCUCCUCGGCUUGAUAGCUAUGGCUCAAGAUAUAGAAAGUUUGUAUGCCGGUGUGAAGGCUUUGGUUUGCGUUGUGAGAAGUAACAAGGUGGCCCAGAAUGAGAUGGAUAGAAAGAGAGGGUAUCAAACUUUGGCCAUGCUGUUGAGGAGGAAAAGAACCCUGCUCAAUUCGCACAUACUGCACUUGACUUUCAGUCUGGUGGGCACUAUAGAUAGUGGCAGGGAAUCUUCGGCUAUUCCCAACAGGACAGCUUUUCAGGAUCUCUUGUGUGACCUGGAGGUGUGGCACGAAGCACCCGGAGAACUCCUAAAGUCCCACCUGGAACACCUAUACGAGCUGGCGGCAGAAUCGAGCGAGAAAAGAACCAAUGUCUGGAUAAUGCGAGACCUGAACCUGGUGGAGAAGCUCCUCCACAUCAUACCAGAGAUCCAGCACCCUCCCACCAAGCAGAUACUCUUCUCCCUGCUCUCCGUACUCCUGGGUGGCCAACCGAGACAGAACGACCUGCUCAUCUUCGGCCAGUUCCUGUGCUCCACCAUACCGCCCUCUUCGACUCCUGGAGAGAAGGGGGUGCUCAUCAAGGAACAGGAUAACCUGCCUGAGGCGGAGGCCAUCGCGUUGAGAAACCGCUGUCUGAGCCUGUUGCAUUCCAUGAUCUUUGCGCAGAGGAACGCUGUAAGCGAGGAGAUUAGCAAGACCCUGGGCUUCGAUUGGAUCCUGCUGUUCAUGCAGCCCCAUCUGCAUUCUUCGACCGUUGUGUGGGGCUUGAGGAUCCUGGUUGCGAUGUGCGCCAAUCCGACUUUGAUGCAUAGGUUCCGAGAGGGCAGCUGCAACGGCGGCUGGCUCAGGAACAUCGAGCAGAUAACCAACAACAAGAUGGCGCUGAUACUGGGCGUGCACCAGGUGGCCAGCUACGGCAACGAUCCCAAAUCGGAGGGACUCCACGUUCCCGGUUUCCGGUACCUCGACUGGCUCCUACCCGACCACCUGGAGGUGCCUGAGGUGUACUUCCUGCUGACCGCGCUUAUGAUGGGUCAGCCGACCAAAAUCCUGCCGGCCGAGAAGAAGUUCGACUUGGACACGGUGUGGGCGUUCCUGUGGGGCUCCACGUUGAACAAUCAGCCGAUAAGCACGGUGGCGCCUAGGGUUAAUCUGUGCCAGGAGGCCGUUGUGGUGCUGUUGAGCAUGGCGAGGCACAUCGUGCACAGCGAUGUUAACAGUUUGCCGGAGUGGCUGCAGAACCACACGAUAUCAAUUAUUCAGGUGCUUUUCCAACUAUACCACAACAUGCCCGAGGUGAUGCCGGUCUUCAUGUCGUCCGAGGUCCUAGGAGCCUUGGCGGCCGUCCUGUUCCCCCUCCCCUCGUCCUUCUUCGACAGUUCCGAAGACAGCGGAUCUUCUACCCCCGCGGGCGAAGAGAUCGACGGUAUCGUGGUGGUUCCCAAGACGCCCGUCGAAGAAGAGGUCCUCACGACCCACCCGGCCAAACAGUUCAUUAUGGACUUUAUAAGGGUGAUAGUGGUGGACUCGUUAAGCCUGGCCAACACGGGAAAGACCUCGCCCGUCAUAGAUCUGGCCUUGGACGCCUUCCCCGAGCAUUCGACGCCCUACCAGCAGACCUGCUACCAAACACAGGUGUUGGUAAUACUGAUGGACCACCUCCUGGCCGCCGAUAUGCUGGUAGGUGACCAAGCGGCCAUACCUAUAGUACCUUUACCCAACGCUCACAUCCAGCACAUAGCGCCCAACGUUUUCUACCUGACGGCCAGGAUAGUGGACAAACUGUGGAUGGGCGCCCUUCAGAAAGACCCACACGACGUGUUCGACUUCAUCGUCAAGCUCAUAGGUCAGGCCAAGAGGAGGACGGGGAAUUUGUCGCUGGAAUGUUUGUACCACUGCCUGAACAGGUGCGUGCUGUUCCUGCUUUCAAGGUCGACCGAUACGGUGGCCGAUCAGAUGUCUGUGUUGGAGGCGUUGCACAAGCUGACGAACAACAGACUGAUCAUAUUCGGAGCAGGCAACCACGAGCCCGACUUCAUAGGCUGCCUAACCUACUGCCUCCUGCAACUGACGGCCGACAUGCGCGUCAUGCUCGAAUCCAACGUGAAGACCACGUGGCACGUCAACCCGAGCAGCGACCUCGAGACCAGAGACGAGUGCCUGACCGCCCACCAGGGGCGUAACCUCAUGGCCGGCGCCGCCCUACGCGUGUGGGAGGAGCUGUACGUGUGCAAGAAGCCGGCUAUAGAGGAGGUGUUCAAGGUCACCCUGGCUACGCCGGCGCCCAAUCAGAAGGCGCCCGACCUGAGCGUGGUCAGGGACCAGGUUUUCGAGUCGUCCUCGAAGCUGUGGAUCAACUACGUGGAGCUGGAGAGGAAGGCCACCUACAGGGUGCCUUGGGAACUGCACAACCAGAUCCAGUCGAAGAUACACAAGGUGACUGGCGGUCUGACCCGAUUGGCCAGCAGGACCAAGGUCAGGAAGGAGGAGACUCUGAGGGUCAAGGUUAGGAUGGGCAAGAAACAGGCGUUGCAGUGGAUGAUCAACCAUGUGGUGCUCAUGAGAGAACUGAUUGAAACAAGGAGACAGCAGCAUCAGAACACAACACAGCACACUCAAAGAUACGUGCACCAGGAAUGGCUGCAAACAGAAAACGAGCUCACUAGAGAGAGGGGACUUUGGGGCCCCCUACAACCCUGCCACCUGGACAAAUGGAUGCUGGACAUGACCGAAGGUCCAAAUCGUAUGAGGAAGAAGACCAUGAAGAACGAUCUCUUCUAUUCGCAUUAUCCCUACAGGCCCGAACAUGACAAAGGCGCUCUAAAGUAUAAAGUUGCGACAAGUUACCACAGUAAAGAGUACUACUACGCAGAUCAGGCGCACCAACAGUACAGUAUAUCGGGUCUAACGGAACCUGAAAGGUCUGAUAGCGUUAUAGAGGAGCCUUCACCAUCUCCAUUACCUUUAGCCACCCUUCCACCUUUAACCAGACUGAAAUCGGAUCCGGAAGAAGCUCAGGAUGAUAACGAUACAGAAGAGGAGCUGUCAUCGAUUGCACCGGACAACCAAACGUUGAUGAGACUGUUAACGGAUAACGAGAAGAUAACCUAUAUGUUCAGAUGUGCCAGGAUCCAGGGUUUGGACACAACGGAAGGACUGUUGCUCUUUGGUCAGGAGCAUUGUUACGUUGUAGAUGGAUUUACGUUGUUGAAGAAUAGGGAGAUUAGGGAUAUAGAAAGUGUGUCUAACAAUGGAAAUGAAUACGAACCAAUUCUACCCAAUCCUGGAUCCCCUAGAAGAUCUAGGGCUAUGAGACAGUGUUCGAGGUUUUCAUAUGACGAUAUCAGAGAGGUCCACAAGAGGCGAUACCUCCUUCAGCCGAUGGCCUUGGAGGUCUUCUCAGGAGAUGGUAGGAACUACUUACUGGCUUUUCCAAGAAAAGCCCGAAAUAAGGUGUAUCAGAGGUUCAUGGCAUCUGCCACAGGAUUGUCCGAUAGUGCACAACAGUCGGUUGCUGGUCAAAAGAGAACGGCCAAUGUGGAACAAGCUACAGGGUUGCUCAGCAAUUUGAUUGGAGAGACAACUGUAACGCAAAGAUGGGUGAGGGGAGAAAUCUCGAAUUUCCAGUAUCUGAUGUACUUAAACACCUUGGCCGGUCGAUCUUACAAUGAUCUCAUGCAGUAUCCCGUCUUCCCUUGGAUCCUUGCAGAUUACGAUACGGAAGAAUUGGAUCUGAACCAUCCCUCGACGUUCAGAGACUUCACAAAACCCAUGGGGGCCCAGAGCUCAGUGAGACUGGAGCAAUUCAAGAAGAGGUUCAAGGAAUGGGACGACCCACACGGUGAAACUCCGCCCUACCAUUACGGCACCCACUAUUCGAGCGCCAUGAUAGUCUGCUCUUACCUUGUCAGGAUCGAACCCUUCACCCAACACUUCUUGAAGCUACAAGGAGGCCACUUCGAUCUGGCCGAUAGGAUGUUCCACUCGAUCAAGGAAGCUUGGUGUUCAGCGUCCAAACACAAUAUGGCCGACGUUAAAGAGCUAAUACCGGAGUUCUUCUACCUACCCGAAUUUCUGGAGAACAGCAAUCAGUUCGAUCUAGGUGUGAAGCAGAAUGGGGUGGCUCUAGGAGACGUGGUACUACCUCCGUGGGCCAAACAGGACACUAGGGAGUUCAUAAGGGUGCAUAGGCUCGCCUUGGAGUGCGACUACGUGUCCCAGAACCUACACCACUGGAUCGACCUCAUCUUCGGCUACAAACAACAAGGCCAACCGGCUAUAGACGCUGUCAACGUAUUUCAUCAUCUUUUUUACGAAGGAAACGUUGAUAUUUACAAUAUCGACGAUCCGCUGAAGAAGAACGCCACAAUUGGUUUUAUCAACAACUUUGGACAGAUUCCGAAACAGCUGUUCAAAAAACCACAUCCUUGCAAGAAGAUGGGUAACAACGGCAACAACAGGAGCUCGGUGAUCGAUACCAGUUCGUUGGUUCAAGCCUUCAGCAUUCCACAACCCGAAAAGCUGUUCUUCCACCAUUUGGACAACCUGAGGCCAUCUCUUCAAGCGAUUAAAGAGGUGAAAAGUCCAGUGGGUCAGAUCUUGCACGUAGACAAGGCAGUUUUGGCGGUGGAACAGAACAAGGUCCUCAUACCGCCCACCUACAACAAAUACGUGGCUUGGGGCUUCGCCGAUCACUCUUUGAGGAUUGGUAAUUACGAAAGUGACAAGGCGGUGUUUGUGUGCGAAAGUGCCAUCCAGAACAACGGGGAGAUCUUGGCUUGUGUCGCUCCCUCUCCUAAAUUGAUCGUGACUGCCGGAACUAGUACUGUCAUAACCAUCUGGGAGUACGAGGCCAGGAAGAAGUCCAUAAGCAUAAAGCACAACCUGUACGGCCACACCGACGCGGUGACCUGUCUGGCCGCAAGUCCCGCCUACAACGUCAUCAUAUCCGGAUCCAGAGACUGCACCGCCAUCGUGUGGGACCUGUCGAGGGGCGUGUUCGUGCGACAGCUGAGGGGUCACGCCGGUCCGAUAGCAGCGGUGGCCGUGAACGACCUCACCGGCGACAUAGCCACCUGCGCAGCCACCUGGUUGCACGUGUGGAGCAUCAACGGCGACGAGGUGGCCAGCGUGAACACCUGCGUGGGACGGGCCGAUAGGAUGCAGCAAAUCCUGUGCGUGGCCUUCUCCCAGACCCACGAGUGGGAUCCGUUGAACGUCAUCAUGACCGGGUCGACGGACGGGGUGACCAGGAUGUGGUGCAUCGACUACGUCCAAGUGCCAAACGAGGAAUCGAACCAGCUCUUCAAGGAGCCCUUGAGGGAGGCGAAAUCCAUAGACAACAAACCUAAACCGAUAAACCACAAGCUGGUGAAACAGAUAAAUGUAUCGAACGAGAGCUCGGGAGGUAGCCUGAUGAAGUCGGGCUCGGAGAGCAGUCUGUCUGAAGACAGCAACUCGCGGAGGAUCCCGAAGAUAGUGGGGGAGGAUCAAGAGGAGGAGGAGGAGAAGAAAAGCACGAAGGAGUGGCGAAACGAACAGCAGAACGAGAAGGACACGUGUAGUGACACGGAGGAGGCGUGUUCUGUAGCCCCGCCCGUACCUGUUAGGAGGAGGCGUUCCAGGAUACACGGUGGCCUGCGUAAGAGUGAAGGUGGCAACAGUGCGGACAGCAACAGUUUGGAGGUUGAUGAAGGUUCCGGAAUAAGAACCAGCAAGUCAGAUACAAGUUUGACAGAUUCCUUCGUUAUGGUACCGGAGACAAAGAAGAGAGCCAUCAAUCCUCUGAACCUUUUACGACCAGGACACAAAUGGCAGAGACAGCUAGUAUUCAGGAGCAAAUUAACAAUGCAUACAGCUUACGAUAGGAAGGACAACAUGGAACCAGCUUCAAUAACAGCCUUGGCAGUAUCAAAGGAUCACAGGACAGUAUACGUGGGCGAUACUAGGGGGCGUGUCUUCUCCUGGAGCGUCACAGAGCAGCCAGGCAGAGGCGCGGCCGACCAUUGGCUGAAGGACGAAGGGGCGGAUUUCUGCGCCAAUUGCAGCAUCCGAUUCACGAUGUACGAAAGGAAACACCAUUGCAGAAAUUGCGGGCAGGUUUUCUGUUCCAAAUGCAGUCGAUUCGAGAGCGAAAUAUCCAGAUUGAGGAUCUUGAAGCCUGUCAGGGUAUGUCAGAAUUGUUACGCGACUCUCAAGCAAGCAGGUUGAGGGAAAGCAGAAAAAAAAUCAGAUACGUAUUUAGGAUGAAAUAAAACCAUUUUGUAUGUAGUUUUGAAGUGGUUACGAUAUUUAUGCGUGAAUGUGAGAUAUCCCAUACUUUCCGAUGAAUUUCAUUUGUAUAGUAUUGAAUUAUUAUAGAUUAUAUUUUCCUAUAUAUGUAUAGGUACUAUAGAGGAGUAUGAACCGUACUGAGUCACUUGGUAGUGUUUAUUCGUUAUAUACCUAAAGUUUUUAUUGUGAUAUUCAAUUUUAUCUCAUCAUUUUAUUAAUUUUAUAAUCGUGUCUGGAAAGAUCCGUGUUGCUACAACUGAAAGCACAAAAUUAAUUUUUUUAUAAAAAUCAUUUCAUUUUACCACAUUAUUCUUAUAAGAACAAAUCUGAAUAAUGUUAAUAUACGUAAUCUUAUUUGCAUUAAUUUAUUCUGUAUAGUUUUUGUGGAAUUUAAUAACAAAUAACAUUAUUAUUCUAUAUUUUAUAUUGAAUUGCACCAAAUCAUUUUCAACUUAAUUACUCAGCUCUUGUUUUUACCACAGAAAAUUAAACCAUUGUGAUAUAUUAUUUAUGAUAUUGUUUUUAUUGUAAUUGUUUUUUUAUAUAGUAAUAUAUUGUAUCGAUUAUUUUUCAAUUUUCUUAGAUAUUUCAAUAUACUUUUUGAAAAAUGACUUUUUGUUUUCAUUCAUUUUAUUCGUAAUUGUUCGGAGUAAUAGUAGAAAAUUUUAUUUUCAUCUCAGAUGUGACAUUUUUUGAUUUAUAUAGCAAUUUUACUUGGACAAUUUUGAAGAACAUAUAAACAAUACUGAAGUCUGUAGACAAUAUUUAAACAUGUACAUUCCAAACCACUAUUGAUAUAUUUUAUAAAUGUGAUAUAGACUCCUUUAGUGUAGACAUUGUAAAUAAAUGUUAAAUAACCCUGAA